Messenger RNA from Lachancea thermotolerans CBS 6340, 1005 nucleotides. RefSeq names its product Spp1p (gene SPP1). Gene Ontology annotation, cellular component: Set1C/COMPASS complex. The coding region runs from base 1 to 1005 and encodes 334 amino acids. The transcript has a single exon. The record is from RefSeq and is a predicted model, not a curated record. Gene Ontology annotation, biological process: positive regulation of DNA-templated transcription. NCBI's taxonomy places the organism in Eukaryota, Fungi, Ascomycota, Saccharomycetes, Saccharomycetales, Saccharomycetaceae.
AUGGGCGUGCUUCCGGAAUGGUGUCCGACUUACAGUUCUCGCAAGAAAGAUCCAGUUACGGGUGAAGAGGUGUUUUGUAUAUGUAAAAAGCCGGAUUCUGGGGAGCUAAUGGUGGGGUGCGAUGGAUGCGACGAUUGGUUUCAUUUCUCGUGUUUGAAAAUCCCACAAAAGUUCAACGAACUUGUGUUCUCAUUCUUCUGUCCAUAUUGCCAAUGCGGAAUCACGGGUCCUGGUGCGUCCUCUGGGAACUUGCCCAAAACACUGUGGAGGCGAAAAUGCCGACUGCCCGAAUGCUACAAGCCGUGCGCGGAAAACAGCAAGUACUGUAGUGAGGACCAUGCGGUGAGCUACAUGUGCAACCUCAUUGGUCGCGUGGAGAGCAAGGGCUUCGAUGCGCAAGACGUGUUGCGGCAAAUGCUCCAAAAUUCGGACCUGGAGAAGUUCCAGAAAAUGGGGCACGAGGGCGUACCGACACCACCGGAGGGGCUUGCACCUGGAUUGUUCGAGGGUGAUGCCCGGCUACGUGAUCUAGAAUCUCAGGCAGACAAGAUACGCACGCUAACUAGGCCGGAGAUUGAGCAGCAGCUCAAGAAACUUGAGGCCUACGUGGCCUGGGUAAAACGUGUCAAUCAUCUGCUCUUCACCUCUGCGUCCGAAGACCAGGAUGGCGGUUCUAGCAGUAAGAACUCGCGGGCUCUCAAGCGCAAGAAGAAAAGUACGAAGCCAAAAUCAAUCUGCGGCUAUCACCCGGAACUUCGUAUUGUCUGUUCUGCGGAGGAGUUCGCGCCGCAGUACAACGAAAGCGAAAUAGAGUUGUAUUCCGUCUGUUGCAAGCUAAGAUGUCCUAGGCAUCUGGACUGGGCAGGUAUCCAAGAGACUUCGCUUCGAUUCCAACUCGAAACUUUGGAAUCCUCGCUAGAACGCUUGGCGCUCUUACAAAAAAUUAGGGAAGACCAACUCAAAAUGCAGGUCUACAAGGAGCUAUCAAAGUCUAAGCAGGCAUAA